AACAAUCAGUUUCUUCGCGAAUACUAACCGAAACGGUCGUAUAGACCUCCUGUUCUAUACAGAUCUUGCGUGAAACCAGGGAUAGGUGCCAAGUCUUGAAUGAUUGCCAGUGAUUUGUUUGUUUGUAGCGAAACGUAAACAAAGUGACAUGAUGAGGCCCCAAUUAGUGGCGAUGGCCGUCGUCAUGGUGCUGGCGGUCAUCUGCGGCUUUGGCUCGGGAUCCGUGCUAGAAGUCCCCGAGGCAACUGAGCGCCCACCGCUCCCACCUCGUAACCACCGACUCAACCAAACACGGUCGCACAUGCGCAACAACUUCCGAAGUUAUACGAGCCCCACGAGUCCUCCGAAAUGCGACUACAAGGAGAUGAUGACCAAUCUGCACGAUCGCGUUGGGAUCUUGGUGACCUUGGACGAGGACCAGCGCCAUCGCCUGGAAGUGAUCGAUCAGAAAUUGGACCGGCUGGUGGAGAGCAGUUCUGCACGAAUGGAAUCUAUGAAGGUCCAGCAACUGGACUUCAAGCAGCGAUUAGACAGCUUUGAGCACAUCCAACGACUUUCGAGGAACACCUUGGAUGAGCUUAAAGGUGAAACCGAUAAAGUGUUCGGUUCCCGGCCUGUUAGGGAGCUAAAACACAAGCUAAUCAAUCGCUUAAAGAUGAAGGAUUUAUCGCGGACUGAACGUGAUGCUCCACAGGAUCAGUACUCCGAAUCGGGAAUCCCUGUAUUCAAUGAAUCCAGCAUAAGUGUAGCGCAGCGCCUGGAUGCCUUGGCCACUCUUUUGACCUCCACUGCACUGCAGGGCAGAGCCACGCAGAUUGAAGUAGGCAACCUUGCAAAGCUUAUUAAAAUUCAACUUCGGGGAAAAGGCAAAAAAUCGAAUGCAGUACAGCCGCCAGUCCUCUACGGUCCGCCUGAAAUAACUGGUCCUGCAUCUGGCCAGAAUUUGCCCAGCAGCUGCAAGAACGGCUUCCAGAGCCAGGAGGGGAUCCUGAAGCUGCGACUGUCCCCCGACUCGGAGUCCUUCUACGUGAUGUGCGAUGGUGACUGGACGGUUAUCAUGAGUCGCAGCUCCGACAAUGUGAGCUUCGAGCGCGGCUGGCUGGACUACCGAGAUGGCUUCGGCAACCUGGUCGGGGACUUCUUCAUUGGCCUAAACAAGCUGCAUGCCCUGACCGCCUCGUCUUUGCACGAACUGCAGAUCGUCUUGGAGGACUUUGCGGGCAACGAGGCGAUUGCGCAAUAUUCGGUCUUUGCCAUCGGCAGCGAAAGGGAGCUGUAUCCCCUCAGUGUGUUGGGCCACUUCCAGGAGGGCUCGGAAACGCCGGCGGGCGACUCCCUGUCCUACCAUGCCGGCGCCAGGUUCAGCACUGUGGACCAGGAUAAUGACAACUGCAUCGAGUGCAACUGCGCCCUGAAGCACAAGGGAGCCGGGUGGUUUGUUAACUGCGCCACCAGCAACUUGUUCGGCCAGUAUAUCACCCGGAACCAGGGUCAAGCUGUGGAAACUGGCAUGUGGUGGGACACCUUCUCGGGCCAGGAUUCCCUAAAAAGCGUCCGCUGGAUGAUACGCCCCGUGCCCGAAUCCUCGGACGACUACAGGCGAUAGGAUGGACGACCAUCUGUAUCCAACUGCCAUCUCCGACAUCAGGGACUAUCCACAAUCGUUUGCAUGCAUUUUAACCCUAGCUUUAGCUUUGAAUCUCUCCGUGCGUGUGUGUGUAAUAUUUAUGGAAAAUUACUUAAUACCUAGUUAAUACAGUAGUGUUACAACUA
Molecule: messenger RNA, 1773 nt
Organism: Drosophila biarmipes
Lineage: Eukaryota; Metazoa; Arthropoda; Insecta; Diptera; Drosophilidae
Product: fibrinogen-like protein 1
Exons: 5
Coding region: 149-1606 (485 amino acids)
Source: RefSeq, a predicted model, not a curated record